This is a messenger RNA of Pseudo-nitzschia multistriata, 2190 nucleotides long. NCBI's taxonomy places the organism in Eukaryota, Bacillariophyta, Bacillariophyceae, Bacillariales, Bacillariaceae. The record is from the annotation of a GenBank genome assembly.
CGAGACCUGAUUAGCUUUGUUCUACAGCAAACAUGGCGAGGAGCAGGAACGGGUACAAUGGAGAUUGUGCGGUUCGAAAUAGGAAUGUGGGAACAUGGAUCUUAGCUGUUCGGCGUCUCUGGCCGAUUCUUUGUCUCGUUGUUUCCGUCAACCCAUGGCUAGUUGUGAGUUGGAUGCUUUGUGACGCCUUUGCCUUACCGGUACCGGCUUUGGUUGUCCGCCGACAACACCGCUCGUGGCCUGGAAAGACGGUGCAAAGCAUUGGCAGUAUUUUCACCAGCAAAACCUUGUGGAAGGAGAGUGAAGGAAAGCGAUCGCCACCAACAACCACGUCAUCCUUCGUCUUUUCUCGUCUUGGCAACGAAAGCACGGGCAGCGAUACAAGAAGGAAAAGCAACAAUGCCACUAAGCAUAGCAAGCAACGCUCUGCGUCGACAGCCGGUUCCAGGGGGUAUUGUCCGAGGUGCAAGCGACCCAACGUGGUGUGCAUCUGCCAUGCAUUGCCGGAUGAACCUAUCGAUUGUGGGACGAGAAUUCUAAUCCUUCAGGUCAGUACCAGUGCAAUGCCGAGUCAUACUCCAUUGCCAUCUGCUAGAAGCCGAUAGAAAGAACGCAAACGCAACAAUUGUGUUUCAACUCUUUACAAUAACCAAGGCUGUAUAAUGAAAGAUAAUAAUAUCUUUCUGCGGUCGAAAACUAACGAUUUCUGUUAUCAUACCAUCUUUCUGCGGUCGAAAACUAACGAUUUCUGUUAUUCUUUUUUCUUCCGACGGAACGGUGAAUUCCCACCCAAACAUACAAAUCUGAACAAACCGAACCAAAACAGCAUCCACGCGAAGCCAGAAAGAGAAAGCGUACCUCGACGGUACCUCUGAUUGGUCUUUCGAUCCAAAACGUCGAAAUUUGUGUCGGGACCAAAUUCGAACGAGGGAGCCAUCCUCUCUUGGACGAAGCCUUGGACAUGGCGAAAGAAAGCAGCAAAGGAAACAAUAGAAAUUCACACGUCAACGGCCAUGCUUUGUUGCUCUAUCCCAGUGAUGGAGCUCUUCCCUUGCAGAUGUAUCUCGAAAAUGCCUUGAGCACGGUCGACAACGAGGAGGAUCCGGCCGUGACAGAGAACGAUGUUCAAACUGCUAUCACCAGCGCAAAGAACGAUGGCAACAGCAGGAACAGCAACAUACUGGUGGUGGUGGACGGAACCUGGGCACAGACGCAAUCUAUGGUACAAAACUCAAACGACCUGCUCUGGAAGCUACCCCGCGUAAUGUUCGACGAAACAACCAACAGCCUGUUCGAUUCACUCCGGCAGGAACCCGCCCCCCACUGCACUUCCACUCUCGAGGCGGUGUCCCGAGCGAUUCGGCUGCUGAGUGGAUCUCCCGCGAGUGCAGCAGACAACGAUUGCACCGGCUCUAGGGGAGCCGACGCACUGGAAAAAAGCCUCGAGGCCAUGGUCGACGGGCAGCUUCGGUUUGCCCUGGACGACGAGAACGCCCGGCCCAGGUACUACCGGAAAAACGAAACCGGGGAGGGAACGAAACCCGUGUCCAAACGGGAGGCGGGCCGGGCGCGGAAACUGGUGUCGAAACGAAGGCAAACCAGCCUCAGCCUUCCAAAAGCGAAAUCGAAGGAGGAGAUCGAGCUCGAUCGGAUUCGCUUUGUGUACAUUGCGCACAUGGGAUGAUCGCUCGAAGCGCCGAACCAAGGUGCAACACGGAAAGGUGGUUUCGGCCAUUCUUUUUCUCCGAAGUUCUCUCGAAGCAGCAAGUCGUAGGCCCCAAGCAAUCACUGAGCAACACGUCCAGUCCACCGAUGAUUCAAUUCGAACAGCGGCGAGUAGAGAUUCAAAGGUUCGGGUCCUUUUCCAUCAUAGUCCCAGAUACAAACUAGCGAACGAAUGAUUCACUUUCCGAGGCCAGAUCAUUCAGUGAGAGGAGUUCCUGCGUUCGAUGCGCUCUUGCGGUGGCAUUGGUACAAACGGACGCAAAACGGACGCAACAAGUCGAACCGCAGGACGAACGAGAUUGCAGAACGUGGUGAUAGUUUCCCUGCAAUGGCACGCACGACCACAAAAUUGCAACCGAGAGACACUCGAUAGAUUGUUACGGUCUCUGUAGCUCGCUUUCUUUCCAAAAUCCACGACGCGAAGCAAAAUAACAAGCACUUUUGCCAUAAAGUAUUAGAAGAAUU